Molecule: messenger RNA, 4385 nt
Organism: Oxyura jamaicensis (ruddy duck)
Lineage: Eukaryota; Metazoa; Chordata; Aves; Anseriformes; Anatidae
Gene: MME
Product: membrane metalloendopeptidase
Exons: 23
Coding region: 794-3046 (750 amino acids)
Biological process (GO): protein processing; amyloid-beta clearance
Cellular component (GO): plasma membrane
Molecular function (GO): metalloendopeptidase activity
Source: RefSeq, a predicted model, not a curated record
AGACACUCAAAUAAAAUGUUCUCUCAUUCAUUUAGAUAAACAGUGUUAGUGUGAUAGUGUCCAAGGAUCCACUGAACCAAGUAUUGCAUAAACCCGUGGAACACAAAGUCUCUGUUUACUUAGGUCCAUGAUACUGAAUUAUUUAAUAUUUUUGUUUUAUUCAUAAGCAUACACACUUUAGUGACAUGUUUUUGCAGAGGAGGAGCUAGCUUGUGAGGUGAAAAGGGAGGAAGAGAUAAUUGAAACUGAGGAACAGAGAUCAGAUAGAAACAGAAGGUGCUGAGAAGAAAAGACUGGAUAUCUGAAAGAUUGUAGCAGCUUGAAGAGACAAAGAUGAAUCCAAGCCAGCAAUACACAACUUGAAACAGCUUCCAAUAAAUGAAGUACAAGUCUUGGGCUUGGAUGGAUGUAGAAGUGGAGAGGGGCUCCCUUGCUGCUGUUACUCCUGCUUACAAAGAGUGGGGGGGAAAGGGUGUGAAGAAUACAGGAGGAUCUCCAGGAAAUGCUGCGAAUAGAAGCUGUCAAGUUUUCAUCGUGAGAUACUGAGAACAACAGCCUUGCUGUGUGUAUAGGAAUACAAAUCACUGCCAGCAAAGAAAAUGACCUGGGCCUAAGCAACUGGGAGGACACCAAGAGAGGGAGCAAAGAAUUAUACAACAGCAGUGCUGCAAAAGGUAGCCAGGUGAUCUUAAAGAGCAACAGAAGUACAAGCUUAAAACCUACGACUGCAUACGCAUUCCAUGAGUGAGGAUGAGUCUGGUCACGCUCCCACCGGUUUUGCACACACUAGGUUAUGGGCAAGUCAGAAAGCCAGAUGGAUAUAACUGAAAUGAAUACUCCAAAACCAAAGAAGAAACUGCGAUGGAGUGGCCUGGAAAUCGGGCUCACUGUUGUAGUGAUCCUGCUAGCUAUUGUAGCAAUCACAAUGAUAGUUCUGUAUGCAACUUAUGAUGAUGGGGUUUGCAAGACACCAGACUGUAUAAAAUCAGCAGCCCGAAUCAUUGAGAACAUGGACACAACUGCAGAGCCUUGUAAUGAUUUUUACCAAUAUGCCUGUGGAGGAUGGCUUAAGAAGAACGUCAUUCCAGAAACCAGCUCCCGUUAUAGUAACUUUGACAUUUUAAGAGAUGAACUAGAAGUUGUUUUAAAAGAUGUCCUCGACACACCAAGAAGUAAUGAUAUAACAGCAGUGCAGAAGGCAAAAACUCUGUACAGUUCGUGCAUAAAUGAAACUACCAUUGAUAGCAGGGGUGGAAUGCCUUUAAUCAGACUACUGCCAAAUGUAUCCGACUGGCCUGUAGCAACCAAUAACUGGGAGUCUUCCUAUGGUGCUGCUUGGACAGCUGAGACAGCUAUUGCAGAGCUGAACUCCAGAUAUGGGAAAAAGGUCCUUAUUAAUUUUUUUGUUGGCACGGAUGAUAAAAAUUCCACAACACAUAUCAUUCACAUCGAUCAGCCUGGCCUCGGCCUGCCUUCUCGUGACUACUAUGAAUGCACUGGUGCAUACAAAGAGGCGUGUUCUGCCUAUGUUGAUUUCAUGAUUUCUGUAGCUAAACUAAUCCUACAAGAAAGAAAUAUUUCUGUCAAUGAGACCCGGAUUUCUGAAGAAAUGAAAAGAGUUAUGGACCUGGAGAAAGAGAUUGCUAAUGCAACAACAAAAUCUGAAGACAGAAACGAUCCGCUUCUGCUGUAUAAUAAAAUGACACUGGCACAGCUCCAAAACAACUUUUCACUGGAAAUCAAUCAUAAGGUAUUCAACUGGUCAAAAUUCAUAAAUAAUAUAAUGUCAACUGUACAAAUUAAUGUUGAGAAUACAGAACAUGUGGUUGUUUAUGAUCCAGAAUACCUUACCAAGCUGAAGUCUAUUCUUAAUAAGUAUACUCCCAGAGAACUUCAAAAUUACAUGAUCUGGCGAUUUGUAAUGGAUCUGGUAAACAGCCUAAGCCGUAACUACAAAGACACAAGGAAUGCUUUCCGUAAGGCACUUUAUGGCACAACAUCAGAAACUGCUGUUUGGCGGCGCUGUGCAAACUAUGUCAAUGGCAACAUGGAAAAUGCAGUGGGACGGUUAUACGUAGAGGAAGCAUUUGCUGGAGACAGUAAACAUGUGGUUGAGGAAAUGAUUGCAGAUAUACGUGAUGUUUUUAUAAAAACCUUAGAUGAACUCACAUGGAUGGAUCUAGAAACCAAAAAGAAGGCAGAGCAAAAAGCAACAGCAAUUAGAGAGAGGAUCGGUUAUCCAGAUGAGAUCAUGACUGAUGACAAUAAGCUGAAUAGUGAGUACCAGGAGUUGAACUUCAAAGAAGAAGAAUACUUUGAAAACAUUAUUCAAAAUUUAGUAUUUACCCAGAAGAAAAGACUGAAAAAGCUCAGAGAGAAGGUGGACAAAGAGGAGUGGAUAAGUGGAGCUGCUGUUGUCAAUGCUUUUUAUUCUGCAAGUAGGAAUCAGAUAGUCUUUCCUGCUGGCAUUUUACAGCCCCCCUUCUUCAGUGCAUCUCAGCCCAGAUCUCUGAAUUACGGUGGCAUAGGCAUGGUCAUCGGUCAUGAAAUCACACAUGGUUUUGAUGACAAUGGCAGAAAUUUUAAUGAGAACGGAGACCUCAUAGACUGGUGGACUGAAGAAUCAGCACGCAAUUUUAAGGAUUUAUCCCAGUGCAUGGUGUACCAGUAUGGAAACUUUUCAUGGGACCUCGCAGGGGGACAGCAGCUGAGUGGAAUCAACACCCUAGGAGAAAACAUUGCUGAUAACGGAGGUGUUAGACAAGCAUAUAAGGCCUAUGAAAAUUAUGUGAAAAAGAAUGGGAAAGAGAAACUUCUUCCUGGUCUCGACAUGAACCAUCAGCAACUGUUUUUUCUGAAUUUCGCACAGGUAUGGUGUGGAACAUACAGACCAGAAUAUGCUGUGAACUCCAUCAAAACUGACGUGCACAGCCCAGGCAAAUUCAGGGUCAUAGGAUCAUUGCAAAACUCUCCGGAGUUUUCCAAAGCCUUUUCAUGUACCACGAAAAACUACAUGGAUCCUGCUAAAAAAUGCCGAGUUUGGUAAUGGAGCUGCAAGCCUUGCAUCUCAAGAAGCUUUCCAGAAGAAGAGAAAUUUUGAACUACUUUUUAGAAGGGGAGGAGGGAAGAAAACCGAGGGAAACAUUCUACAAAAGUCACUGUAAUUCUUAGCAAACAGACAAACAUAAAACAAUCACACACCAAAUCAACCUCUUUCUCAAAUGAAGGACUAACACCAACGCAGCAGUUAGCUGUUCUAGCUGAUCAGCUGCUUUUCCUAUCACUGAACCCUGCAGAUUCUAAAUCACUUGACAGCACACAGUAACAUUUCACUCGUAGUUAAUCCUGUUGCCCCCGGGUCGCUGGCACUUUGGAUUUUUUUAUUUUUUAUUUUUAUUUUUUGAAAUGUCAAAGUACGGUGCAUUAUCUCCCACUGGUUGGUGAAUGCAUAGUUGUGAUCGAGCAGAGGAAGAAAAUAUUAAGUAACACAUGGUUUUAGACAUCAUAAUGUGAUAAUGAGACAACAGUUGGUAUCCUGUGUCAGACUUUGAACCCUCUGCUGUUACGAUAAAUCUGUUCUACCAAAUGCUUUCAUUUCUACUUGAAACCAUUUAUACAAGAGGAGUCCAAAGACCUGCUGUAAUUAACUUCUCACUAAUUAUGCCAGUGUGUAUUAUUUGAACUCACUAUUUACAACAGUUUAUUUAGUACUUUCCAGCCAAACUGAAACUGUAGGUAAUUUAUUAAUUUUUGAACAUGUAAUCUGUAAGAUUGCGAUCUAAGACCCUUUCACGGUUUUCUAAGCUUUUUCUUGUUUUCUCUAAAGUCAGUCUUUUUAAAGGUUUCUAGCAAUGUACAAACCAUAGUUUUUAUAUUUAAAUCUGAGCUACACUUUUGACUUGAAGUAUUGUAAUAUAUUUUAUCAGCAUCUGCAUAGAACUGGGAAAUUUGAUUAAAGCAUGGUGUUAGGCAAUAAGAUACAGUCUACAAAACAGAGCUCUUCAACGGAGUACACCAGCAAGUGUACCAUCAAGUACAGUUUUCAGGCUAACUUUCUCAGUGUUUAGGGUUUUGAUCCUGCACAUAAUUUGUUCGUGUUCUGAUCAACGUCAGUCCUCACAUCAGUGAAGCUGCUUGCAAGAACGGAGCUUUAAGUAAGAAGGUAAUAGGCUUUAAAUCUGCAGUGAUACCUGUUGGACAACCUCAUGCAGAUUGCAAAGGAACUUACUGCUUUGUAUACCAAAGCAAACAGAUUUCCAAAAAUAAGUAGCAGAUACCUCGGACGACUGCUACAAUAGGUACAUUUAAAACCUACGUUCCUUUUAGCUUUUUGGGUUUGUCAUCUGAUAAAACAUUUUGAUAAUAAACUGAAAUUAUGAGCCAAA